This is a messenger RNA of Racocetra persica, 206 nucleotides long. The record is from the annotation of a GenBank genome assembly. Lineage: Eukaryota; Fungi; Glomeromycota; Glomeromycetes; Diversisporales; Gigasporaceae.
AUGCACCAAAUGCUUCAAUACUUUGAUCGUUUGAUGCCCCAAGGAGAGAUCGAUUCGCAAUCUCCAUUUGCUAGUCAAACUCAGGAAUAUAUUCACAAAAUCGGUGAAAAAAUUAGAUCACGUGUUGUGUUCGUUACUAUGUUACCACAGAUUAUGUCUACAAUUUAUCUCCUUGUUUGGCGUUCAUCCGAUAUUGUGCCUGAGAG